Messenger RNA from Carassius gibelio (silver crucian carp), 735 nucleotides. Its product is annotated as protein mago nashi homolog. Gene Ontology annotation, biological process: RNA splicing. The record is from RefSeq and is a predicted model, not a curated record. Bases 161 to 604 code for a protein of 147 amino acids. NCBI's taxonomy places the organism in Eukaryota, Metazoa, Chordata, Actinopteri, Cypriniformes, Cyprinidae. Gene Ontology annotation, cellular component: exon-exon junction complex; catalytic step 2 spliceosome; nucleus. The transcript has 5 exons.
CAUCAUCAUCAUUGUGCGACCGGUCUCUGACGUCACACCGCGACCUGCAGUAGUACGCAUGCGAUUCCGUAUCGGUCGUUCCUCAAGCCAUUUAUCGAAGGAAAAGUGUGCGUGCGGUAAUUUAGGUAUAUUGUACCUUUCUUAAAUACUGUGCACAGUUAUGUCCACGAGUGACUUUUAUUUGAGGUACUAUGUGGGCCAUAAAGGUAAAUUCGGCCACGAAUUUCUGGAAUUUGAAUUCAGACCAGACGGCAAACUGAGAUAUGCAAACAACAGUAACUACAAGAACGACGUCAUGAUCCGAAAAGAGGCAUAUGUUCAUAAAAGCGUGAUGGAAGAGUUAAAGAGAAUCAUUGACGACAGUGAGAUCACAAAAGAAGACGAUGCCUUGUGGCCUCCUCCAGACAGAGUCGGACGUCAGGAACUGGAGAUUGUCAUCGGUGAUGAACACAUUUCAUUCACAACUUCCAAAAUUGGAUCUUUAAUUGAUGUCAACCAGUCCAAGGACCCAGAAGGGCUCAGAGUUUUCUACUACCUGGUCCAGGACCUCAAAUGCCUUGUAUUCAGUCUCAUCGGCCUCCACUUCAAAAUCAAGCCCAUCUAACUACCCGAUUGCUUUUAUUCUGGAUGAAAGUCAUUUUUUAGUUCUUGUUUGAGCUAUUUUCAACAUUUGUAUAUUGCUUGGUGGUUUCGCUUAGUUUUCUUUUUUUCUAAAUAAAUACUUGUUCAACUGUU